Symbiodinium natans is the source of this 777-nucleotide messenger RNA. The record is from the annotation of a GenBank genome assembly. NCBI's taxonomy places the organism in Eukaryota, Dinophyceae, Suessiales, Symbiodiniaceae.
AUGGAGAACGCGAAGGUUCUUGACAUCUUCGUUCCAGGGACGAGCAAAAACGUUGAGGACGACUCGGAAUGGAUGGAGACAGGGUGUCUGCCAGCCUUGAUGUCCAGCAAUGUAUCCGUUUCUUUGCGCAUCCACCCUUCUGCCUUGGCCACAAGCCCCGCCAAGCUCCGUGUCUUCUUUGCCGUCAAGUAUCCGUCCGCUACACUCGAUGCAUGUGUGCAGCAGCCACGCAAAAGAUUGGGCUGCAGCAUGUCCUGCAGUGCGACGGUCUUGGAGCCCGGUGUAAACGAAGCUUCCGCGGACUCUUGGGACAGGCACUUGCUCUGGAUGAUGUUGUCCCUUUGGUGCCGCCUGGACAACAUGGUUGCUUCAGCAAGAUCCUCAGCACGCAAGAAAGGUGGAUCGGUACGAAUUGGAACACCAGAGACCCUGCUUGUCUCGGCGCGGCUCUUGGCGCCUUCUCCUUUGUGGCCGCGCUCGGCCAGGCCUUCGCGGCCGGUGGCCUGCAUGCACCUCGUGAGUCACAUCAAGAAGGGUCCAGACACUCCGGUGAAGGGGCUGCUCUUCAAGGAGUUCGAGCCCAGGUGGAUCAAGCACCUGGAAGAGGUGAGCAGCUCCUUGGCGGAUGUGUACGGUGAUGUCCAGGUGCGUGUGCUUGUGAUGGGGGUCGCGGCAAACCUGCUGGUGGUGUCCAUCUGUCAGAUGCUCACUCACCGCUUGAACACCAUCGCCCCACGCAGACUUCUCUACACUGAGCGUGACUUGGCAGACUCGUGA